AAUUAUUCUACCGAAACCAAGUAAGCUAAGCUUUUUGAUCACUAGGUGCAUGUGUUUACCUGUGGGGGCUGAUUUCUGCGCCUACACGGUUUGCCAGUUGUGAUUUUUCUUGAGGAAAAGUUUUCUACAGUGAAAAAUAGAAAGAAGUUUCCUAGAACUCUGCAAAAAAGAUCUUGACUUCUACUCUGUGGAGGUCUAUAGAGGCGAUCAUCCCCUCUUUGAACAUCACCACCAUCUCCACUUAUCAUGCCGAUCGACAUCUCUGCUGGGAUUUUUCCGGUGGUUCCUUACACUGAAGUUGAGCAUAGCCAGGUUUUCCCUUUGGCUUCUUCCAAUCUUCUCAAAGUCCGGAAAGGAGACAUCACCAAAUGGUCUGUCGAUGGCCACUGUGAUGCUAUUGUUAAUUCAACAAAUGUUCGAAUGCUUGCAGAGGGAGGAGCUGAUGCAGCUAUACAUAGAGCUGCAGGACUACAACUAGGAGGUGCAUUGUACGACAUCCCUGAAAUGCAACCUGGAGUCCGUUGCCCAACAGGACAAGCAAGAAUUACUCCGGGUUUCAAAUUGCCUGCAUCUCAUGUGAUUCACACAGUUGGUCCCAUCUAUUAUUUUGACAAGAACCCUGUAGUCUCCCUAAGAAAUGCUUACAGGAAUAGCUUGAUGGCUGCCAAAGCCAACAGGAUUGAGUAUAUUGCUUUCCCAGCUGUCUGUUGCGGUACUUAUGGGUAUCCUUCUAGGGAAGCUGCUACAGUAGCUAUAUCUACAGUCAAAGAAUUUGCCCAUGAUUUUAAAGAGGUGCACUUUGUUCUGUUAAUGGAUGAAGUUUUCGACAAUUGGCUGGACAAGACAAGGGAAUUGCUCCCUCCUAUGUUGGGUUGAUUCUCACUCAAUUAGCCACUUGUGAUUAUGCAUAAUUAUUUGAAUAUGAAUUGAUCAAAAUUCCUUAUAAAUACACUGUUCAUCUUCAUAUUAUAUUGACCUUCCAUUGGAUGAAAUAAAAAUAUAUUCUUCCGUUUUUAUUUUA
Molecule: messenger RNA, 1021 nt
Organism: Manihot esculenta (cassava)
Lineage: Eukaryota; Viridiplantae; Streptophyta; Magnoliopsida; Malpighiales; Euphorbiaceae
Product: macro domain-containing protein VPA0103
Exons: 7
Coding region: 247-876 (209 amino acids)
Source: RefSeq, a predicted model, not a curated record